This is a messenger RNA of Protobothrops mucrosquamatus (brown spotted pit viper), 963 nucleotides long. RefSeq names its product GPI mannosyltransferase 1-like. The record is from RefSeq and is a predicted model, not a curated record. The transcript has a single exon. Lineage: Eukaryota; Metazoa; Chordata; Lepidosauria; Squamata; Viperidae. The coding region runs from base 1 to 963 and encodes 320 amino acids.
AUGUGUAGACGCCAAUUCUUUCUACUCUCUACUUUCUACUUUCUACCUUCUAUCUUCUACUUUCUACCUUCUAUCUUCUACUUUCUACUUCCUACCUUCUACUUCCUACCUUCUACCGUCUACUUUCUACUUCCUACCUUCUAUCUUCUACUUUCUACUUUCUACUUUCUACCUUCUACUUCCUACCUUCUACUUUCUACUUCCUACCUUUUACUUUCUACUUCUUACUUCCUACUUACUACCUUCUAUUUUCUACUUUCUACUUCCUACCUUCUACCUUCUAUUUUCUACUUUCUACUUUCUACCUUCUACCUUCUACUUUCUACUUCCUACCUUCUACUUCCUACCGUCUACUUCCUACCUUCUAUCUUCUAUUUUCUACUUUCUACCUUCUACUUCCUACCUUCUACCUUCUACCUUCUAUUUUCUACUUUCUACUUCCUACCUUCUACUUCCUAUCUUCUACCUUCUAUUUUCUACUUUCUACUUUCUACCUUCUACUUUCUUCCUACCUUCUACUUCCUACCUUCUACCUUCUAUCUUCUACCUUCUAUCUUCUACUUUCUACUUCCUACCUUCUACUUCCUACCUUCUACCUUCUAUUUUCUACUUUCUACCUUCUACUUCUUAUCUUCUACCUUCUACUUUCUACUUCUUACUGUCUACCUUCUACUUCCUACCUUCUACCUUCUAUUUUCUACUUCUUACCUUCUACUUUCUACUUCCUACCUUUUACUUCCUACUUCCUACCUUUUACUUCCUACCUUCUACUUUCUACUUCUUACCUUCUAUUUUCUACUUCCUACCUUCUACCUUCUACUUCCUACCUUUUACUCUCUACUGUCUAAUUUCUACCUUCUACCUUCUUUUUUCUAUUUUCUGCUGGUGGUAAAUGGUUCAGCCACAUCUGGAGGCUUUCUGGAGACCAAAUGCAUUCACACCACUGUACAAAUUAUGAUUUGA